GGUCACUGCGCUAAUUAAAGAUCAUCAUAGAAGUAAAACCAUUAUAUGGCUGUUGCUGAGGUAUGUUUGCUGAUUCGAAACUAUCAUACGCUUGAAAAAUAUCUGACACUUCUUGCUGAAAAGCAUUUGUUAAUUCAAAACUAUCAUCUGUUUGAUGAAUAUACUCUAGCUCAGAAUCAUUAUAUGGUUGCUGUGUAUAAGUAUCAUAUGUUUGUAAAAUAGAUUCCUCUGCUAAUUCAAAAUUAUUAUAUGUUUGAAGAAAGUUUGAUAAUUCUUC
Rhizophagus irregularis DAOM 181602=DAOM 197198 is the source of this 277-nucleotide messenger RNA. The record is from RefSeq and is a predicted model, not a curated record. Lineage: Eukaryota; Fungi; Glomeromycota; Glomeromycetes; Glomerales; Glomeraceae.